Messenger RNA from Linum trigynum, 312 nucleotides. NCBI's taxonomy places the organism in Eukaryota, Viridiplantae, Streptophyta, Magnoliopsida, Malpighiales, Linaceae. The record is from the annotation of a GenBank genome assembly.
AUGACCAAAGUGCGACGACCGAUGUCGAUGGAUGCUGAGGCUAGUUGGCUGUCGGCUGGGCUACGGCGAGUCGGCGACGGGGAAUCGCAGCAGGGUAGUCGCCGAACAGAGCAGGCUGGCUGGGUUACGGAGAUUCAGAUUGCCGCGACGUUUGGAGAGUUGAGCUGCUGGCUGCGCGGAUACGACUGUCGAGGACAGAGGCCGGACUCGGAGAGGACUAGAGGAGAUGAGGAAUCGAGGAGAGUUGAGUUGUUGACUGCGAGGUGCGCCUGCCUGUCGAGUGUAGAGGAGAGCUGUCGACAAGGGAAUUAG